Messenger RNA from Trichoplusia ni (cabbage looper), 1985 nucleotides. It is a transcript of the gene Aldh7A1, whose product is annotated as putative aldehyde dehydrogenase family 7 member A1 homolog. The transcript has 8 exons. Gene Ontology annotation, molecular function: aldehyde dehydrogenase (NAD+) activity. Lineage: Eukaryota; Metazoa; Arthropoda; Insecta; Lepidoptera; Noctuidae. The coding region runs from base 45 to 1658 and encodes 537 amino acids. The record is from RefSeq and is a predicted model, not a curated record.
GUGAAUCUCGUAUUGUGAGGCAGUCUGUCGUGGCAGAAGCACAAAUGAGCCGCGUACUGUGCCGGAGUGUGUUAUCGUUACGAUUGAUAAGAGUGCCGAUGGCUCGUAAUUCUUCGUCUUUCCUCAUUGAGGACCCUAAAUAUUCCUUUUUAAAGGAAUUAGGACUGAAAGAAAAGAAUGUAGGAGUGUUUAACGGUAAAUGGGAGGCGAAUGGUCCGGUAAUCCAGUCCUACAGCCCUGCUAAUGGCAAGAUCAUAGCAGAGGUGCAGGCCGCCAGCCCAGCUGACUACGAAGCCUGUGCCGUCGCCGCGCAAGAGGCAUGGCACUCCUGGGCAGAGCUGCCGGCUCCCUCAAGGGGAGAGAUCGUCAGGCAAAUUGGAGACGCCCUGAGGGAGAAACUACAGCCCCUUGGUCAACUUGUAUCUUUGGAAAUGGGUAAGAUCCUCCCUGAAGCAUUAGGUGAGGUUGUGGAAUACAUUCACGUGUGCGACUUGGCUCUGGGCCUGUCGAGGACAUUGCCUGGCACUAUCUUCCCGUCAGAGCGGCCAGGACACGUGCUUCUAGAGAAAUGGAACCCUCUCGGCGCUGUGGGUAUCAUCACCGCCUUCAACUUCCCAGUCGCUGUGUUUGGAUGGAAUAGCGCUCUGGCUAUGGUAUGCGGUGACGUCAGCGUAUGGAAGCCAUCAGACACCACGCCCCUCACAGCUGUCGCUGUGACCAGGAUAGUGGAGAGCGUGCUGGAGAAGAACAACAUCCCUGGAGCAGUUGCAGCGCUCUGUGUCGGCGGCAAGGACAUCGGCGAGAAAAUUGUUAAAGAUGAGAGAAUGAAACUCGUGUCUUUCACUGGAAGCACGGCUGUUGGACAACAGGUGGGCGUUGAAGUCCAAAGACGUUUUGGUCGCCACCUACUGGAGCUGGGCGGAAACAAUGCCAUCAUAGUGAACGCUGAUGCCAACCUUGAUUUGUUGCUGAACGCCGCACUAUUCGCAUGUGCCGGAACCGCAGGACAACGCUGCACAACUACCAGGAGGCUGCUCAUUCACAAGAAGGUAUACAGCGAAGUAGUGAGCCGUCUCUCCAAAGCCUUCGCUGGAGUAGUGAGCAGGAUAGGCGACCCUCUGCUGUCUGAGACCCUGAUCGGACCUCUGCACACGCCCGCCGCCUUGGAAGGCUACAAGAAGACUGUGGCGGAAGCCGUCAAACAAGGAGGCAAGAUCGAAUUUGGUGGCAAGGUAAUUGAACGUGAAGGCUACUUCGUCGAGCCAACCAUCAUCACCGGCCUGCCGCACGACUCGCCCUUAGUGAAGACCGAAACCUUUGCUCCCAUCGUAUACUGCAUCGAGAUCCCAGACCUGGACACUGGCAUCAAGUACAACAACGAAGUAGAACAGGGUUUGUCCUCAAGUGUCUUCACCGAGAACCUUGGAGAUAUAUUCAAGUGGAUUGGUCCCCACGGUUCAGAUUGCGGCAUCGUCAACGUUAACAUUCCCACAAACGGCGCCGAAGUUGGUGGAGCUUUUGGCGGCGAGAAGGCAACAGGCGGCGGCCGCGAGUGCGGCUCCGACUCCUGGAAGAACUACAUGAGGCGCUCCACUGUUACUAUCAACUACUCCGGUACUAUUAAACUGGCGCAGAACAUCAAGUUUGGAGAUGAAUAAGUUUUGCUAGUUACAGGAAACUCGCCCUUAUGUACUGUCAUAUUUCGAUCAUUACUGAUGGCACUUUUUCUAAUAUCGUGAAAAUCUAAAUAUACACUAUAAUUCAUCGUCUAUAAAUCAUAGAUUUUCAUAUUUGUGGCUUGCAUAUAUGGAAUGACUCGUGAUAUAAUUAUGAGGAGUUAUAAUUUCAACAUUUAAUUAUUAAGUUAUGUCAUAAAUAUAUUCCUAAGAUGUCGCUGUACACAGUAUUUCCAUAUAAAUGUAAUGAAAAAUUCAUAUGAUACUGUAAGACUGACAGACUUGUAAAGAAAUAAAAGUUUAAGAUCA